AUGUCCUGUCUACUCGUGCGGAGAGUGGCGAUGAACGGGUAUCAGUUUACGGGAACGGCCGUCUCCUUUUUCCGGGCACGUGUUGUUAAAUUGUCUUUUUUAUUCUUACAGAAUGCACAUCACAUAGCAAUUUUUCUGCCUCCUCCUCCUCCUCCUCCUUCUUCUUCUUCUUCUUCUUCUUCUUCUUCUUCUUCUUCGCAUUCUUCGCAUUCUUCGCAUUCUUCUUCUUCUUCUUCUUCUUCGCCUUCUUCUUCGCCUUCUUCUUCUUCUUCUUCUCCUCCUCCUCCCCCUUCUUCUUCUUCUUCUUCGCCUUCUUCUUCUUCUUCGCCUUCUUCUUCUUCUUCGCCUUCGCCUUCACAGACGAAAUCCUAUGAUCCUCAAAUACAACUACAUCUACAAUCCAGCAGGACUUUCUUUACAUAUUUUUUUCGACGAACAAACCCUGUAUUCUCACCUGGAGAGGUCGAUCAACCUGGAUCACAAUGUCGCAGCAACGUCUUAAUCUCUUUUAUGUCUCCCAUGUUCAUCCAUUUACCUGUCAAUCGACUGACUACAGUUGAUGAAAGCAGAAAGGGACAUUCUCUCUCUCUCUCUCUCUCUCUCUCUCUCUCAAUCAUUCUCGUCUUUGGAUUUGUUCGUAGCUGA
Molecule: messenger RNA, 645 nt
Organism: Acanthosepion pharaonis
Lineage: Eukaryota; Metazoa; Mollusca; Cephalopoda; Sepiida; Sepiidae
Source: the annotation of a GenBank genome assembly